GAGAAAAAAGAUUUGUUUUUGGGUGAAGAAGUGUUGAAGAUGGUGGCUUGUUUUCAUGUAUUUGAUUCAAUGGGGAUUUGCUUUAAUGCCAGAGUUAAAGCUGAGAGCCCCAAUAACACAGGGUUGAGUACAAAGUAUGAUAGUGGUGAGAGGAAAGAUAUGAGAAGUGAAAGCAGCGACAGCAAAGGUUCAUCAUUUUCUACACCUUUGACACCAAGGAGUGAGGGUGAGAUUCUUCAGUCCCCCAAUUUGAGAAGUUUCAGUUUUGCUGAUCUCAAGAUGGCCACGAGGGAUUUUCGCCCCGAUUGCUUGCUCGGAGAAGGCGGUUUCGGCUCGGUGUUCAAGGGUUGGAUUGAUGAAAAUUCGUUGGCCGCAACCAAGCCUGGAACCGGCAUUGUUAUUGCAGUCAAAAGGCUCAACCAGGAUGGAUUCCAAGGUCACAGAGAGUGGCUGGCUGAAGUGAAUUAUCUGGGACAGUUUUAUCAUGCUCAUCUUGUGAAAUUGAUUGGAUAUUGCUUGGAGGACGAACACCGACUUUUGGUGUACGAAUUCAUGCCUCGAGGCAGCUUGGAGAAUCAUCUAUUCAGGAGAGGAUCUUAUUUCCAGCCUCUUUCAUGGAGUCUCCGCUUGAAGGUUGCUCUCGGUGCUGCAAAAGGGCUAGCCUUCCUUCACGGCGCCGAAACAAAAGUAAUAUAUCGAGACUUCAAGACUUCGAACAUCUUGCUCGAUUCGAACUACAAUGCGAAGCUUUCAGAUUUCGGAUUGGCCAAAGAUGGGCCAACAGGAGAUAAGAGCCAUGUUUCUACAAGGGUCAUGGGCACCUAUGGAUAUGCUGCUCCAGAAUAUCUUGCCACAGGUCACCUGUCUGCUAGGAGUGAUGUCUAUAGUUUCGGAGUUGUGCUGCUGGAGAUGUUAUCCGGUCGAAGUGCAAUCGACAAGAAUCGACCGUCUGGAGAACAAAAACUGGUGGAAUGGGCCAAACCUUACCUCGCCAACAAACGCAAAGUAUUCCGAGUACUAGAUAAUCGCCUCGAAGGCCAGUAUUCAAUGGAAGGAGCCUUUAAGGCUGCUACACUUGCUUUGCGAUGCCUUUCGAUCGAUUCCAGGUUCAGACCGAGCAUGAGCGAGGUUGUAACAACAUUGCAGCAGCUCCUGGAUUCUAAUGAUUCCGGCAGUAAUCAGAACAAUACUAACAUCAUACAUUGGAGACGUAGGCAAAGCACGGAUGAUGCCAAUGGGGGAAGGAGUACAACUGCAUACCCUCGCCCGUCUGCUUCGCCGCUUCAUGCCUGAUGCCGGAAUCGAGGCUGGGAAGCGUUACAUCUCUCUAUACGUGCCUAGUGACUGUACAGUACUCAAUGAAUGUUGUCUACAAGGGGAAUGUCUAUGUAAUUAUGUUUUACUUUUUCAGAUCCAGCUUGGGAAACGGUGUAAUUGCUUUUCUAACCAGUCAGGUUUUGUUGAAAUUAUAAUCAUAUUAUUAUCAUUUCAUUUUUUU
Molecule: messenger RNA, 1498 nt
Organism: Hibiscus syriacus
Lineage: Eukaryota; Viridiplantae; Streptophyta; Magnoliopsida; Malvales; Malvaceae
Product: probable serine/threonine-protein kinase PBL9
Exons: 7
Coding region: 40-1293 (417 amino acids)
Biological process (GO): protein phosphorylation
Molecular function (GO): protein kinase activity; ATP binding
Source: RefSeq, a predicted model, not a curated record